AUGGUGGGGUCGGUAGUGGAGGUACAGUGGCAGGUUGUGAAGAUAAGAGUGGACGAUGGUGAAGGUGGACGUUGGCGCGCAGCAAGUAUGGCAGCGGUGAGUGACUCUGGGCAGUGGAGGAUGGUGAUGGCCAUCCAUGGUGGUGGUCGGAGUGAGGCUAUGAGGGUCGUGCAAUGGGCCGCUUUGGCGGAAUGGAGGGAUAAUGGUGCAGGCUCUUCAGUGGAGAUGGAGGCAUUUUUAGUACUCCUGCUUCCAAGCGUGGUGAUCCCAUUAUGGUACAAUACAAUUAAAAAAAUAGAGCAUGAUGCAAAACUGAGCUCUCAAAAGCUCCACACUGAAUUGCUUUCAGAGAUUAAAAGCACAGCAGAGCUGGUGCAUCCAAUGAAUGCCUCAGCUAUGAAUUUGGCAAAGGUUCUAAAUGCAUCUGUGAGCGGAAUGAAGCUUCCAUUCUCCGAAAUUAAGAACAGGGUGGCGCCCAUGUUGUUUCAGGCACUAUCCAUAACUCCACAUGUAUCACAAAUUUCUUAUAUUGGAAUUGAUGGCCUACUCUUCUCCUACUAUGCUCAUGGAAGCGAAAUUUUUGCGCUAUAUUCUAAUUCUUCAAUUUCUGUUAAUUCAAGUUCCCCGAAUGCUACUGCAUAUACAUGGUACAUCCAACGGGCAGAUAGUGACACAGGAAAGCUGUAUGGGGAAGUCAUCACUUCCCCUCCGCUGGUAGUGGUUAAUGCAAGCUGGUUUCAGGAAGCUAUGAAUAGUACCAAUGGAUAUUCUUCUUUAGGAACUGAAUGGAACAGUGUCCAAGAUCUUUUCCUUAACACAGCUAAGGUGGAUGGAAGAGGAGCUGUCUCUCUAGGGUUUCCAGUGAAAGAAGUAACUGAUUUCUUGUCUGUUAUUGAUCUUCAUGAUGGAAGCUUAUGCUUGGCUACAGAAGAUAAUAAAGUGCUCAUAGAAGGGCUCCCAAACACACAAAUAAUGGUUUCUAAUGAUUCCAUUUCUUUCAAAGUAGUAGAGAAUCAAGAUGGUGAUCAAAUAAGCCAUGUUGGGAACGUCUCGUGUAAGGCCGAUGAUAGGACACCAAAAGCUUCUGUUUUGAAUAUUAGCAACAAGGAUUAUGUAGUUUACUGUUCGCAGCUUGAAAUCAUGGGAGUGAAAUCGGUAUAUGCAUUGGCUUUUCCAUACAGGGGACUAGAGAGCCGUGUUCAUAAGAGCAGCAGAUCAGCACUCAUCCUUCAUAUAGUAAUGGUUGUCAUUAUGGUCAUCUUGGUUUCUAUGUUCAUGUUCUUGCUUGUUGGAGCAGCCAGAAGAGAAAUGUACUUACGCGCGAAGCUUAUAAAGCAAAUGGAUGCUACACAGCAAGCUGAAAGGAAGAGUAUGAACAAAAGUCUUGCUUUUGCGAGUGCUAGCCAUGACGUGCGUGCUUCUCUAGCAGGACUUACCGGUUUGAUAGACAUAUCUAAGGAUGAAGUUGCUCCAGGCUCCGAGAUAGAGACAAACUUGAUACAAAUGGAGGGUUGCACGAAGGACCUUUUGGGUAUAUUGAAUUCUAUUCUUGAUACCAGCAAAAUUGAAGCUGGUAAGAUGCAACUGGAAGAGGAGGAAUUCAACUUGGAAGAGCUUCUUGAAGAUGUUGUUGAUUUGUAUCAUCCUGUUGGUAUGAAAAAAGGCAUAGAUGUCGUGUUGGAUCCUCACGAUGGUUCUGUUGCUAAGUUUUCACGUGUUAAAGGCGACCGCAUGAAGCUCAAACAGGUUUUGUGCAACUUGCUAAGUAAUGCUGUCAAAUUUACCUCUGAGGGACAUGUAUCCAUUCGAGCUUGGGCUAAGAAACCAAGUUCAGAAAGUUCGGUCCUAGCUUCUAGCCAGAAAAGCAUGUUGAACCGUUUAUGGAGCUUUUUUUGCAAGAAUAAUGAAGCAUUCAAGGACCUGGAAGCCAGCAAUAAAGUCCAAAAAAACCCUAAUUGUAUGGAGUUUGUGUUUGAGGUGGAUGAUACUGGUAAAGGAGUCCCCAAAGAGAAGCAGAAGUCUGUCUUUGAAAACUAUGUUCAGGUCAAAGAAACAGCUCUUGGAACAGGAGGCACUGGCUUAGGCCUUGGUAUUGUUCAAUCUCUGGUUCGUCUAAUGGGCGGAGAUAUUGGAAUUGUUGAUAAGGAAAUCGGCGCAAAGGGGACUUGCUUCAGGUUCAAUAUUUUCCUUACAACCUGUGACACUGUUCCAUCUGAUCAUGGAAAGGAAGAGGACAUUGAAGCACAAGGGCAUGCUACGUCCAAUUACUCAUAUCAACCUCUAGAUUUGAGGAUUCAAACUACAUGCAAUCCGGGUUUGAAUAUUCUUACCUCGCCAAGGCCUAGUCCCAGGGCCGAGGGAUCCCAUGUGAUAAUCUUGAUGCAAAGUGAUGAAAGGAGAAGAAUCACGCAAAAGUUAUUUGAAACCCUAGGCAUAAAAGUAUCAGUACUGAAGGAAUGGGAGCGGUUUUUGUAUGCCCUCAAGAAGAUAAGGCGAAAGGCAAGCCUUUCACAUCGCAGCUCAUCUGGGAUAUCAGAAUUUAGUCCACGAAGCUUUAGAUCUGGUUCCUUCAGCUCUAAUGCCGGACCUAAGGAUAUGCCGCUAAGUGCCAUGGAUGGAACUGAUCUAACAUUGCCCACCCCAAGAAAGACCUACGCUAGAGGCACGCCGAGGUUCAUCUUAAUUCUGAUUGAAGCCACUGCUGGGCCAUUUCCUGAACUUUGCAGGGCUGUGGCUGAAUUUAGAAAAGACCUUCAGAAUACUUGCUGUCGGGCUGUUUGGUUAGAUAAACCAACUCUCCGCAGUGUCAAUUUCAGAGACGUCCCCGAGGAGAUGAUUUCGCCCAAUGAUCUAGUGAUGCUGAAACCUUUUCACGGAUCACGGUUGUAUCAAGUGGCUAAACUCCUCCCAGAAUUUGGUGGCCCAAUGCUGGGCAUUUCAGCCGUCUCACAGGUUGGAAAAGCAGGUCCAGAACCAAGCUUACCUUCGCUUCCAACUACUAACAGGACCACACCAAGAAAAUCCCGGAGUCGAGUACGCCUGGUUAAAGAACCAGAAAUACAAGAAGUUGGGACUUCAAGUAACCAAAACCCCUUGAGGGGGAAAAGGGUUUUGAUUGCUGAGGAUUCUGUGGUGCUGUGCAAGCUGGCUACGGCCCAUGUCACUCGACUCGGUGGAACCGUCGAAGCCUGUGACAAUGGAGCAAAAGCUGUGGAGUUAGUUUGCAAUGGUCUACGCAAUAAUACGAAGAAUAACGCCUCCAUCAUUCUUCCCUACGAUUACAUUCUAAUGGACUGCGAGAUGCCAGAAAUGGAUGGAUAUGAAGCAACAAAACGCAUAAGGGAGGAGGAACAGCAGUAUGGCGUUCAUAUCCCGAUCAUUGCAUUAACUGCUCAUUCAAAUGGGGAGGAAGCGAAGAGGACAAUCGAGGCUGGAAUGGAUUAUCAUUUAUCAAAGCCGCUUAAAAGGGAAACUCUGACGGGAGCCAUUGAGUAUAUGAACAGCAGAUGA
Vitis riparia (riverbank grape) is the source of this 3510-nucleotide messenger RNA. Its product is annotated as histidine kinase CKI1. Lineage: Eukaryota; Viridiplantae; Streptophyta; Magnoliopsida; Vitales; Vitaceae. Gene Ontology annotation, molecular function: phosphorelay sensor kinase activity. The coding region runs from base 1 to 3510 and encodes 1169 amino acids. The transcript has 7 exons. Gene Ontology annotation, cellular component: nucleus. The record is from RefSeq and is a predicted model, not a curated record. Gene Ontology annotation, biological process: phosphorylation; phosphorelay signal transduction system.